GUUUGAUGUUUGGGAAUUUUGUUGAAUCGUAGAGCUUGCUUGCUUUACUGGAGUAGUAUUUCUGUGAGCUGAAAGCUGUUUUGGCAUGCCACCGUUCUCUAGUCUCGGCGGAUGCGGACCUAUUCUUCUGCAACAGAGAGUAAUGAACAGCUCCACUCAAACCCUCCUCAAAACCCUCUUGGCGAACCCAUCUGCCAUCAAAACUGAGUCCCAGGCCACGCAAUUACAUGCCCUAAUCGUCAAAACCAGACGCUCUUCUUCUCUGUGUCUCGCCACCCUUCUUUCUGUCUAUACCAAUUUCAACCUCUUAGAAGAAUCCCUCUCGCUCUUUCACUCCCUCCCUUCACCGCCCCCCAAAGCCUGGAAAUCCCUCAUCAAAUGCUACACUUCAAAUGGCUUUUUCUACGAAUCUUUGCAUUCUUUUGUCGAGAUGAGAGCUUCAGGGAAGUACCCGGACCGGAACGUGUUCCCUUCAGUGCUUAAAGCGUGCACCCAUUUGCGUGAUUUGAGGUUCGGUGAGUCCGUUCAUGGGUUUGUUUUGAGGUAUGGGCUCGAUUACGAUCUCUACACUGGUAAUGCACUGAUGAACAUGUAUGUCAAAUUACAGGGUUCGGAUGACCUGAACCUGUUCGAUGAAACUCUCCAAACAAGUGAACUCGAUGCAUUUGAGAAAGCUUCUCUGGCUAAUAACGGUAUGUUUUCAUUAACUCGGGAUUCAAAGAGCAAUAUAGAUGAGGCUGUGAAAGUCCCUGGUUUGGAUUCCAUUAGUAGAGAUGGAGAGGAGAGAGUAUGGAAAUCUUUAAAAGUUGAUAGUGUUAGGAAAUUGUUCGAGAUGAUGCCAAAUAGGGAUAUUGUUACAUGGAACACAAUCAUUGUGGGUACUGUACAAGGUAGGAUGUAUGUCGAAGCUCUAGAGAUGGUUAGGGAGAUGAGAAACUCUAAUUUGAAGCCCAAUAGUUUCACUUUGUCCAGCAUCCUUCCCAUUGUUGCUGAACAAGUGGAUGCCUUGAAGGGAAAAGAAAUUCACAGUUACUCAAUCAGGCACGAGCUUGACAGAGACGCGUUUAUUGGGAGUAGUUUGAUUGAUAUGUAUGCGAAUUGCACCCUGGUGGAAGACGCAUACAGGGUUUUCACACUCUUAGCGGAAAAGGAUGACGUUUCAUGGAAUUCAAUGAUCUCAGGAUUCAUACAAAAUGGUAAUUUCGAUGAAGGGCUGAAGUUGUUUAGGGAGAUGCUAGCUGCUAAUAUAAAGCCUCUGCCAGUCUCUUUCUCAAGUAUAAUUCCUGCAUGUGCUCAUUUGACAACACUCCAUUUGGGAAAGGAACUCCAUGCUCACAUAACCAGAACCGCAUUCGCUGAUAACAUGUACAUUUCUAGCUCUCUGGUUGACAUGUAUGCAAAAUGUGGAAAAAUACAGACAGCUCGCCGGAUUUUUGAUGACAUGGUAUUACACGAUUCAGUUUCUUGGACAUCCAUGAUUAUGGGCUAUGCACUUCACGGACAUGCACAUGAUGCUGUCAUCUUAUUUGAGAAGAUGGUGAUAGAUGGUGUGAAGCCUAACUCUGUUGCCUAUGUAGCUGUUUUGACUGCUUGCAGCCAUGGCGGUUUGAUAGAAGAGGGCUGGAAACAUUUCAAAAGUAUGAGCCAAAAAUAUGGGAUUGCCCCUGGGAUUGAGCACUGUGCUGCCAUUGCAGACCUUUUCGGCCGAGCUGGAAGGCUACUGGAAGCAUACGAGUUUGUCUCCAAUAUGCAUAUCAAGCCAACAGGGAGUGUUUGGUCUGCUCUGUUGUCAGCUUGCCGUGUUCACAAAAAUGUCGAGCUUGCUGAAAAAGUUUCCCAUGAAAUAACCAAAGUGGAUCCUGAUAAUAUGGGUCCCUAUGUCCUCUUGUCAAAUAUGUAUUCAAUUGCAGGACGCUGGAAAGAUGCUUCGAAACUUAGAACCAAUAUGAAAAAGAAGGGAAUGAGGAAGACACCAGCUUGCAGUUGGGUUGAAGUUAAGAACAAGGUACACGCUUUUGUCGCAGGGGACAAAUCACAUCCUCAAUAUAAUCAGAUAGAAACAGAACUGAGAAACAUUUCAAAGCGACUGAAGGUAGAAGGAUAUGUUCCUGAGACGAGUGAGGCAUUGCAUGAUGUUGAUGAAGAACAAAAACAUGAUCUGUUUUUUGCUCAUAGUGAACGGAUUGCAAUAGCAUUUGCAAUCAUUAAUACUCCUGCUGGAACAAGCAUCCGGGUGACCAAGAAUCUUCGGGUAUGUGUGGACUGUCACACAGUCACUAAGUUGAUAUCCAAGAUUAUGAGGAGAGAAAUAGUUGUUAGAGACAAUAACAGAUAUCACCAUUUCAAAGGCGGGGAUUGUUCAUGUGGAGAUUAUUGGUGAAAAAACUACUGACUGAGUAUCUAAUAACUUUGAGAUGUGGGGUUCAAAAGCUUCAUGCAAUUGGGAAACCCCAUAAGGUCAUAUCUAGCUAGCUGCUAUCCAUCUGUGAAGCUUCAAUGAUAUUUCAAGCAGUGGAAUCAACAAGCCAAUGUACAAGAUCCAGAUGAGGAUCUUCUGCUCAUAGACCUUUGGAUUACAGCUCGUCAUUUUUCUUUGUUGACUUACUUCUGGAGGACUGUAGGACAAGUGAAAAGAAGUUGAGGUCAUAAAACCAAGGUUUACUCAGUUCCUACUUUGACGAAUUUGAUGUCACGAGAUGAAACCUCAGCAGUUGACAAUGAUGUUCAAAAGUCUCGCCAUUUUCUUUGUUGACUUACUUCUGGAGUAGGACAAGUGAAAAGAAGUUGAGGUCAUAAAACUAAGGUUUACUCUGGAUUGUGGUGAAUAAGAUAAAAGUCCAGAUUGUUGCCUAGCUGCUCCAAUCUUCUUGAAGCUGAAGAGGGUUCUUGAGAUUGUUGGAGCAAAGCCAUUAGUGCAUUGUAUUGAUCCUUUGAGAAAGUGAAAGCAUUCUGGUUGUUGACCUCUCUUCCUGAGCAAGAGAAAUUGGAGCAAGAGAAAAUGAACCAGCAGCAUUUGCAAAAAGCUUGAAAUUUGUGAUGGCAAUCUUGUUGUUUGUUUUGUAACCAGGGGGAAACCAUAGAUAUGUAAGCAUGUAUCUAUAGUAUGAUUCUUCUUUUUUCACUUGGUGCAGAAUUUGUUAUUUUUGCCACUACUUCUCAUUUUACCAGAACGAUUACCACGAUUAUUAGUGAGUCCACCUCUUGGAGUAAAACCUGUUCUACCAGAAUUGUCAAUGAAAGUGGCAAGAGCAACAGGUUCUUGUGAUAUUGGAGUAGAUUGAUAUCAAGGAAAAAGUACGAGUUAGGCUUGGCAUUGAACCCUAAGCAUAACCCGAGAGUGAACCUGGGAAUAUUCUUCAUCAAGACUUCUUAGAAACUUGAUAAUGCAGUCAUCUCUCUUUCCUUUUGAAUUUUGGUCAUGAUUCCACAAGAACAAGUAGUUGUACAAGAGAAAACAAGAACUGUUCUAUACAUGGAUGUUUCCUUCCAUAGAGUUUGCAAAUGAGUAAAAUAUUGCGAAACAUUAAGAUUACCUUGUCGACGAUUCUGUAAUUCUUCUAGCAAAUCAGCAAAUUUGAAACUUGUCACCAUGAGAAAAUUGAUUGCAUAAGUCACGCCAGAUCUUUGAACCAAAUUCAUUCCACAUGAUAGAUUGCCAAAUCAAAGUAGUCAACGAGCAGUUGAGCCAUGACAUAACCAUUUUGUUACAUUGACCUCAUGCUUUGUGAUCUGUGAAGAGGAUCUGACGCUGGUGGACUGUGGACAUGAUGAAGACAUGAAGUACAGAGAACAAAUUGAUCUUUUUUCUUUGUUUCAAGUCCAACAAGCAUGUCAUGUUUCCAUUGGGGAAAAUUGUUUUCUGCAAGCAGUGUUGUGAUGAGGAUUCGUUGGAUUCACUAGAUGAUCUGUGAGCGGCGAGUGCCAUUGUUAAGAAAAAAAUGGAGAAGUACGUUUUAGUGAAGUAAAACUUGAUAUGAACUAUGAAGGUGUGAGUUUGUGUUUUCUCUCUGAUACCAUAUUAGCUAUUACUCCG
Molecule: messenger RNA, 4033 nt
Organism: Cuscuta europaea
Lineage: Eukaryota; Viridiplantae; Streptophyta; Magnoliopsida; Solanales; Convolvulaceae
Source: the annotation of a GenBank genome assembly